UUCAACAGUUGCUCAACCGUUGAGUGUCGUGAACCCAUCCAUUUUCUUCCCGUUUGAACUAACUUGAAGGGCUGCGUUCGAAAAUGUCACUCGGGUACAUCUGCUGCGUUGGUGUGAGAGAGACAUAAAAAUGAGAUAAAAAAGAGAGAUCCGAGUGACGUUUCCAAAAACGCAGCCAAGAAAGCAAGCGCGAUAGAGGUUGAUUGUGAUUAGAAGUUCAUUGAUGUGCUGAAACUGUGCGUGCUGGUGUUUGUAGUGCAGAUAAGUCAUGCCGAAAGUACGACGAAGCAAGAAACCACCUCCCGAUGGUUGGGAACUGAUUGAACCUACUCUGGAAGAAUUGGAACAGAAGAUGCGCGAAGCUGAGACAGAACCUCACGAGGGUAAAAGGAAACAAGAGUCCUUGUGGCCAAUAUUCAAGAUACAUCAUCAGAAAUCUCGUUACAUUUACGAUUUGUUUUACAGAAGGAAAGCGAUCAGUCGCGAAUUGUACGACUACUGCUUGAACGAGAACAUAGCGGACAAAAACCUGAUAGCCAAGUGGAAGAAGGUUGGCUAUGAAAAUUUGUGUUGCCUGAGAUGCAUCCAAACAAGAGACACAAAUUUCGGCACAAAUUGCAUCUGCAGGGUGCCAAAAGGCAAACUGGAGGAAGGUCGUAUCGUGGAGUGUAUACAUUGUGGUUGCAGAGGGUGUUCAGGUUGAAUGCUAGAGCAGAGGAUUCUGAAGAACCGGAUGACCUUGCAUAAGACUCGAUAUUCAUCCGCAACACAUGAGCAUUCUUUCGCAAAGCAGAGAUCGUAAUGUCUGUACCGAAGCGCAUCCUCGGCAAACGCAUCAGCUUCUCGUCACCAUCCAUGAAGAUCUUACCCCGAGGCGUUAUCAUAAGAGAAGAUCGUCUCUUCAAGGUGUCAUUGCUGCCCCGUGGCUCAUGGACUAGCGCGAUGCCCUCGUCAUCAUUCGCCUCUUGCGAAGCUUCUAAAAA
This is a messenger RNA of Harpegnathos saltator (Jerdon's jumping ant), 983 nucleotides long. RefSeq names its product BUD31-like protein (gene l(1)10Bb). NCBI's taxonomy places the organism in Eukaryota, Metazoa, Arthropoda, Insecta, Hymenoptera, Formicidae. The transcript is spliced from 4 exons. Gene Ontology annotation, biological process: mRNA splicing, via spliceosome. Bases 269 to 703 code for a protein of 144 amino acids. The record is from RefSeq and is a predicted model, not a curated record. Gene Ontology annotation, cellular component: spliceosomal complex; nucleus.